Molecule: messenger RNA, 2533 nt
Organism: Ipomoea triloba (trilobed morning glory)
Lineage: Eukaryota; Viridiplantae; Streptophyta; Magnoliopsida; Solanales; Convolvulaceae
Exons: 3
Coding region: 271-2289 (672 amino acids)
Source: RefSeq, a predicted model, not a curated record
UGAACCUUUCAUAAAAUAAUUAUAGAAUUUGUGGACUUUAAUUAUUUGUGGUUUUCAUUUCCCCCCCUUGCGUGGGUUUGGCAUGGGGUUUUAGAUUUUAUUGGAAGUACUUGUAUUUUACUAUUGUUUACGAAAAGGUAUCUGCAUUUUUCUCCAAAAAGCAGGCCGCCCAAGUUGUUUUGCUCCCGUGUGCUGCUGUUGAUAUUGAAUUUUUGAAGAAUUUUUAGUUUCUUUCAUCGAAAUCAUCAUACCAUUGGUUGAAUUAGAGGCAUGGGAAGUUCUGGGGAGUGCAGAGCUAAAUCCAUUGACGUUCCGGCGGGCGGGUUGGUUUGGGUCCGCCGGCGAAAUGGACAGUGGUGGCCGGGCCAAAUCUUGGGCCCGGAAGAGUUGCCCGAGGGAAGUUCGGUUUCUGGGAGAUCUGGAACUCCAGUUAAACUCCUUGGAUUAAAGGAUACAUGUAUAGACUGGCAUAAUCUUGAGAAUUCUAAGCGAGUUAGGGCUUUUCGUUGUGGGGAGUAUGAUAAGUGCAUUGAGAAGGCUUUGUUAGUUGCAGCUAGUGGUUCUAGGAAGGCAGUGAAAUAUAACCGCAGAGAAGAUGCCAUUCUUCAUGCUCUUGAGAUUGAAAGAAGUUCUUUGGGAUUAGAUAAGCAAAAUGGAGGGCAAAAUCUUAUUGGAGAGUUACCUGCUUCGUCCCGAGAAGGAAGUGAAAAUGUGAAUGGGGAUUAUUGUAUCUCUGAAGAUAAUUCAAGUUCAAAACCGAAAUUAUCUCACUCUAGUGUAUCCUUUGAGGGGACAAAUUGUAGGGUGCAGGGGCAGCAAAAGACCCCAAAUGAUUCAGAAGAUGAUGGAAUUGAAGGCGCUCAACGUAUGAAAGGUCUUGAUGACCUGGGGAUGGGUGUGGUGCAAUCGGCGAAAAGAAAGAGAUCUCAGGUGGUGCGCAUUAAUGAGUGUCUGAAAAAGAAAAGCCGCUGUCGUCCCUUGACGAAGGUUUUGCAGAGUACAACCAUGUUAUCGGUUCCUAUUAUGUGUGAAGAAGUUCCUAGUCCUAUUGGAGCAGCUCUUGACAAAGCCCCCAAUGGCAAGGCGAUGGUAAUUAAUAAUAAAUCAAACAGUGCAGGCGCAUUAUGUGAAAAUGGAACAUCAUCUAAUGCAUCUGGGGACUCUUGUGGUAAAUGCAAGCGGGAGAAUGAGAUAUCAGAAACUUUGGAGUUUGCUGAGAGUGAUUAUUCAAGGAGGUUGUUUGAUGUUCCUUUCUUUGCGGAAGGCUCAUCCCCGAUUGUACCCUGUGCUUCUCAGAAAGGUGAGGUCAGUGCUGGAGCACCAUCCAGCGAAAGUGGUCAAGUUGAAACCAUGUCUUGUGGAGGUGGUGAGCAUAAUGAGUUGGGUUGUACCAAUUUAGGUAAUGCAAACAUCCUUGAUAGUGGACCGAGGAUGGGGAAGGAGACUUCGAAGUGGCAAUCAAAAGGAAAAAGAAACUUUCGGCAAUCAAGUAAAAGGGUAGAUUCAGGGAAUGCCAUGGACACGAGCAAUGAAUCCGAUGCAUGCUUGGCAGGUAUGGAUCAAGAUGCAUUCGCUCCUGGUCAGAAAGUUCAUUGCAAAAAUAGCCCUCACAAAGAAUCUCAAAUGAAGGGACCAACUGCUGAUUUGCCUAUUCCGCGAAGAUCACUGCCUUAUCGCCUGUCUCGUUUUGUGGUUAACCCUAAGUAUGAAUCACCCGAUUUCUCUCUUAGGCACCACGUUACUGAUUCUUCAUUGACUGACGUUAAAGUGGAGGUGAAAUCCUGCUACCGCACACGCCAUAUCCCUUACAUUUCAUUAAUGAGCAAAUUAAAUGGCCAGCCUAUCACAGGUCACCGACUUGCUGUUGAAGUUCUAGACGAUGGCUUCUGUGAUCAGCUGCUCGUGAGCGCUGCUGAAUGCUAUAGCAACUGUCACGACUUGGAUGAUGAUUCUGCUCCAAAAGGUGUCGAUAUGGUCAACAAAACGAAACCAAGUUUUGGUGGUAGGGUUCCUGCAAAGCACAUCAGACUUCAACCUCGCGCCUCGCCAACCAAGUCAUCAAAAUCAAAAAAAGAAGGCAUGCUCUCGAAGAAGGUUCGUAAGUUGUCUUCAUUGACUGGUCCUCGCAAGCAAAAUCGAGCGAAGAACCCCACAGUACAACAGCUUAGAGGCCCCGCAAAUCCCGCAAUCACAUGCGUUCCCUUGAAAGUGGUGUUCAGUAGAAUUAAAGCCGCGCUUAACAGUUCAAUACAACCAGCCCACCGCCUUAUCGCACCCAGCAUUGGUUGAAUCUUCUUUCUUGGAUUGAGCUUAGGUUUUGUGUGAAAGUUUAGUUGUGUAGGUGGCUUAGUAUAGUAUACCUGUUUCAAAUGAAACAUGGAGCUCCGUCGCUUUUGCAGUGUACAUAAAAAUUUAAGGUUGGCUACUUAGCUGAAGGUGUAAAGAACAGUGAUUUGAUGUUGGGUUUUUGGUGAUGUUUUAAUAACUCUGAUGUUCUUUAGUUUUUGCUAUUAGACAUGGAACUGAGUUUAUA